Capsicum annuum is the source of this 552-nucleotide messenger RNA. RefSeq lists its product as uncharacterized. The record is from RefSeq and is a predicted model, not a curated record. The coding region runs from base 5 to 388 and encodes 127 amino acids. The transcript is spliced from 2 exons. Lineage: Eukaryota; Viridiplantae; Streptophyta; Magnoliopsida; Solanales; Solanaceae.
AAGUAUGGAGAACUACAGAAAAUUGCUCUCAGAUAUUUCUGAACACUCAACAAAGGAAAAGCAAGGAGAAUCAAGUAGUUCAUUUUCCUUAAGUGUGAAUUCAUCAAGAAGCAUGAAUAAUCAUCAAAGUCCUCCUCCUUCACCAACUCCAUCUUUCAAAUUCAAGAACAUUAAUCAAUUUGCUAAAACUGAAGCACAUCCCAAUGCUCUCAAAAACAUCAAGAAUUAUCCAAUUUUGUUAGCCUCUAUUACUGAAGAAUCCAAACAUUAUGAAGACAAUAGACUGAGUCUCAGUCGUAGGGCAAUCUCCACCAUUGAUUUCAGAAAUCAUCAUGAUCUGAUGGACCACAAGAUUUCUAAGCUAUUAAGCUUAGAAGAUCCUAGUUAGUUGUCAGUUAAUUCUGAUUUUGGUUCUUGUUAUAUGUGACUUAUAAGAGUAUCAGGCCUUUAGUUAAUUAAUUGAAUUGAUGCACUUAGCUUUUAAUCCUUCUGCUUGUGACUUUAAUUUUCACAAAUUUACUGAAUUUGUAACCGAUACAUUACUUAAUUACU